Ilex paraguariensis (yerba mate) is the source of this 2421-nucleotide messenger RNA. NCBI's taxonomy places the organism in Eukaryota, Viridiplantae, Streptophyta, Magnoliopsida, Aquifoliales, Aquifoliaceae. The record is from the annotation of a GenBank genome assembly.
AUAUGUCACUUCAAUUGGAUGUUGUCAAUUACGUCAUGUAUUUACAUUUAUCUUCAACAAAGCAACUUUACAUAUGCGGUGGAAAUUUCACAAGAUAUCUAAUAAUUGCGUAAGAGCCCUUGUCAACUGUAGUUUUUCAAUUUUUUCCUAAAAUACAGUAGUUCUGUACUUGAUUCAUCUCUUCUUCAACUCUACGGGUCUUGAAACGAGAACAGAUCUCUCCUUUGGUGAACUCGAGUGAAUUAGUCGAAUGGUCAACCCUGCUGCUUAGAACGGCCUGUGAGGUCCAGUGAUAACCUGAAAGGGUAACGAAAGACCCUCGUGAGUCAAUAGAACGAUCCAAUAAGCCUGAGGGAGGUCCCUGAAAAAAAGAAAGACAAGUUAGAAGGGCGCCGGAGUGUUAUCCGGCGUAUCCCUCCGACGUAUCCGGCAAAAAUAAAUGAUCUAUAUUAAGACCAGGUUCCUAAAAUAUACUUGUUUGUCACCAUUUGAAUAUAAUCAUAUAUGGGAUGUGUUUCCCGUGCUUCAGUGCAAAAUUUGUGUUUCCCGGGUCUUGAAAAUGGUUUUAAAACUUUUCAAAACGGCAAAGGAGGUGGUUCGUGACCACGACACCAUCUUUGGCAACCGUGACCCUCCCAUCGCCGCCUUGGCUGUAACCUAUGGCGGACUCGACAUUGCAUGGUCCUCCUAUGGCUCCUACUGGCGCAAUAUGCGGAAAGUAUUUGUUAGAGAGAUGCUAAGUAAUAGAAGCAUUGAGGCCGGUUACAAUCUUCGAAGAGAUGAAGUGCAGAAGACUGUUAGAGAGAUAUAUACCAAGAUUGGCACACCUAUAGACAUUGGUGACAUAGGUUUUCUAACUCAGGUCAAUGUUACGAUGAGUAUGCUGUGGGGAAGCACACUCGAUUGGGAGAAGACGAGUAAUAUCAAAGCUGAGUUUCGUGAAGUCGUAAUGAAAAUCACUGAAACAUUUGGAAAGCCAAACAUCUCUGAUUUUUUCCCGAUGCUUGCAAGGUUUGAUGUGCAAGGAGUGGAGCGAAAUAUGAAGAGGCUCUUUCAGUGGGUCGAAAGAAUUCUUGAUGCUGUAAUCAAUGAACGAAUGAAAUCGAAUACCAUGAAUAAGGAAGGAGCACUGGAGAAUGAAGAAAAGAAGGAUUUCCUGCAGAUACUCUUGCAGCUACAGGAGGAGGAAGAUACUGGAAAACGAAUUAACAUGACACAGAUAAAGGCCUUGUUGAUGGACAUUGUGGUGGGUGGGACAGACACAACAUCAACCAUGGUAGAGUUUGUUAUGGCAGAGAUUAUAAACAAUCCAGAGGUGAUGAAGAGGGUCCAAGAAGAACUCGCAGAUGUUGUGGGUAAGAACAACAUGGUGGAAGAGUCCCAUCUGCAAAAAUUACUCUACAUGGAUGCAGUUGUGAAGGAGACAUUCAGAUUGCACCCUCCACUCCCUUUUCUAGUCCCCCGGCGUCCAAGUCAGUCUUGCAUUGUAGGUGGAUACACCAUUCCAAAAGAUUCCAACGUCUUCCUGAAUGUUUGGGCAAUGCACAGGGACCCUCAAUUCUGGGAAGAUCCAUUGGAGUUCAAGCCCGAAAGGUUCUUGAAUUGCAAUGGGGAAUGGGAUUAUUCUGGAAAUAAUUUUCAGUAUCUCCCAUUUGGAUCUGGAAGAAGGAUAUGCGCAGGCAUUCCCCUGGCGGAGAGGACACUGAAGUAUGUGUUGGCUUCAUUCCUGCAUUUGUUCCAGUGGAAGUUGCCUGAAGGUGAAGAACUUGAACUUUCAGAGAGAUUUGGGAUUGUGAUCAAGAAGAAGACGCCUCUGAUCGCUAUCCCUACUCCAAUAUUAUCCAACAUGGACCUCUACAAAUAGUACCAAGUAUGUUGGUGAGUUGGUCAACAGAAUACACCAAUGCACCUUCUGUAUAAGCUCAUCUCUCUGCACAAAGGAACUGUGGUCAUAUCUUUAUAUAGGUGCUCUAUUGACCCUCUUCAGAUGCUGCCCUAUGUCCAUAGUGAAUAGACUGAUUGUAAUUAUGUGUAAUAUUGAUACAUCUAUAUUCGUUUAAACUGUAAUUAUAAGUUAAGACACAAUCUACAUUAUAUAAGCUAUAAAGAUCUCAAUUUUAGGAUGUAUCAGUCAGCAAAACAUGUCCUCCAUUUGGUACGUUAGCUAUCAUACAGUUCCUACCAAGCUAUAAGCUCGAAAUGGAAGAUGACAAGAAAAAAUCAAGAAGGAAGCAUACCGAAUCAAGGAAAGUCGGUCUAGGAAAAGUGAUUAUAGCACUGGAAGACAAUACUCGAUGUGUUCCAUAAUUCAGAUGUAAUGGGGCUUCUUGAUUUUGGUAUCAGCUUUCGCUCCAACAUAGAGGCGGUUAAUAAAAUUUCAACAACCAUUCCUUCAUGUUAGUACAUAUUCCUGCUGUAUAG